UCUCACGGUGACUUACGACCAAUACGUCACUGAAGCUCAGUCCCCUCGCGUUUCUCGAUCUGAGCUGGCGCCGCACCAAAAUCCGAAGAAGGCAGCGGAGGGAGGCUGACCGGCGGCGGAAGCGGAAGAGGCUAGCAGGCGGCCGAGGGAGGCGAGCAGCAGGCGGCGGCUGCAGGAACUGAAGCAGAGGAGCAGCAGUGGCAUGGAAGAGGAGCGGCGGCAGUAGCGGCACCGUGCACGGAAGGGAAGAAGAAGCAGGGAAGAGGAGCUGCAAAAUUCAAGGUAUCAGUUUAUUUGCAUCCACCCCCAUCCGUCAGAUAAAUCAUUGCAGAUAUGUCGUCAUUCUUCUUCCGUCGGAAGAUUUGCAGUAGGCGGCGGCGCCGCUGCCCGAGUGUUUUCAAGAGGAAGCAGAAGGCCAAGGUCCAGAUUGACCACCUACCUCAGGAAUUAGUGGCGAUGGUGGUCUCAUUUUUGCCAAUGAAGGAUGCCGCAAGAACUAGUGUACUGUCGAGUAAAUGGAGACAAGGAUGGGCAAGCUACCCCAGGUUAACACUAAACUCCGAAACAAUGCUUGGCAUCACUGGGAAGGUUAACUAUGUUAGCGAGGAGGAACAAAACAAAUACAAGAUGAAAUUUAUCGAGAAUGUUCAUGUUGUCAUGCGACAACACCAGGGUUUUGGAGUGGAUGAGUUUCUGUUGGAGUUCGGACUCAGUGACAGGGAUGCACAUCAUAUUGAUAACUGGGUUACCCUUGCUGCCUCCAUGAGAAUGAAACGGCUUGUCAUCAAUUUGAGUGGGCCGUCACUGGAAUGCAAGAUUGUCCCAGAGAAAUAUGCCUUGCCUUUGCAGCUCCUAGAUGACAUCGGCACAAUAAAGCGUCUCCGCAAUCUUCAACUAAGUAAUCUCUCUUUGAAGCCGAUGGGUGAUUUCAGAGGGUUUGUGAACCUUACAAUGCUUGAGCUGCAACUUGUGGAUGUUACGGAGGUUGAUCUCGAAUCAUUGCUUUGCAAAUGCCCUGCUCUUGAGCGAUUAGCACUUAACACAUGCGGACCUUUCAUGUCCUUGCGGAUUGGCCAUGAACUAAGCAGGCUAGAGCAUUUGUGUCUUGGCGAUGGUACCCUGGUGGAGAAAUUACAGAUUGAGGCCAUGAACCUGAGGACAAUUUCGCACAGUUACAAUGUCGGAGAAAUAGUCAUUAGAAAAGAUUCUCAAAUCAGCGAGGUCACAGCUGACAUGUAUAUCCCACCAAGGACCCAAGUAGGCAAUGGUUAUAAAGACACACUGCAAUACAUGUUCACCGGCCUUCCCAGUACCUUGCCCUGUGUACAGAAGGUCUCCUUGAAUAUCUGGGAGGACAUACAGACAUUGGAGGUACCAAAUUGUGCGAGCAGAUUCAUGCACCUGAGGCAUCUGACCUUGAGCAUGUACCUCGAUUUCCAUUGGAAAUUUGAUAUCCUCCGUCUUAUUCAUUUGCUACAAGCUGCACCAUUUCUCGAACAUUUUGAGCUAAAUAUCGAUCAACUUUUGUUGCCUCUGUAUGACGAAGAUUUGAUACCAUCCUUUCCUAGAUGGCCACAUGAUCACCUCAAGACUGCUUCAUUCCAAGGGUUUGUAGCCAACAAGGACUUGAUCGCGCUGGCCACAUAUAUUCUGAAGAAUGCUGAAUCACUCCAGCUCAUGAGCGUACAAACAACACAUGAAUGCCACUGGAUGGUCACAGAAGAGCUUCUUCGCAGAGAGGACCUGCGCAAUGUGCUGAAUUAUACACUAUAUAAUUUUCAUUCAGUUUAGCGAUUCCAUAGUAGUUUGGGUACUGUAGAUGCCUUAAUUUCCUCUCCAGCGCUCCAGUCAUUAGGCAACGCGUGCCCCUUUUUUGAGGGGCCAGAUAGAUUAGUUUCUGUUAGGUAUUUUUUUUCACCUCCACAUUUCCCGGUUACCGGUUGCCCCUGGUUUACCUGCACUCUAUUCUUGCUUUAGGUUGCCGGUCACCCUCGAUUGCACAUAAGUAUUUGUGUCAUCGACCCCACUUUACACCACUUUCGGUUGCAUCCAGAAAAAUCGUGUCCUCUUGAGUCUCCAUCUUGGCUGCCCUCAUCUCUUUUCCCCACGUCCUCCUCCUCUCCGCCAAUUCACCCCCACAACAAGGUGAGUUGGAUCCUUCCUCAAGAUGUGGCCCUGGCAUCCUGCCCUUCACCAUGCCCCAACGUGCCGGUGAGGCGGUGAGCUACUUCUUCCCGCCAUCCCCUUCAAUGGUUUCAUCGCUGUAUAGUCUGGGUCUCAACGAUAAGGCCAGCAGACGAGGCCUGGAUCGACGCCGACAAGCCCCUCCCGGCAAGCCUCUUCAGCGCCAAGAAGGAGCGCAGGAAGGCCAGCGUCGGCACUGGUAAGAUCUCCGCCCUUUGUUUCUCUCCGGUUUAGUUGUUGAUGUCUGGCGUAGAUGCGCUUCCGCCCUCCUGCUUACACCACUAGAGAGCACGCGUGCCACGUAAGUCCCACGCGCGGUCACUCCACCUGGUCCAUCAUCAUCGACCGAUACUUUUCAUCCUUUUGCAUCGCUGUCCUUUUGUUGUCCCCUUAUGAAGUGCAGAUAUUUCUUGACACUGGCACACUGCAAUCGACUUAGGGAAGUGAUACAAUUCAAUCUAGCCUCUCACCAAUCCUUUUUUUUCGACCUAAUAACUCUGACAAUUUAAUGUCCAAACCACGCUGCGUUGAAUUGUAACCAACCUCAUGAUUGUUGAUGCAGGAGAGGAGAUGGUGUACUGAGUAACUGAGGUGAUUCUUGAAGUAGAUCAGUCUGCCGCUGUCACUAGGAGGCUGGAACCUGGAAGCGGGUGGUUCAGAACCUAUUCUCCACCUGUCAUUUUCAUCGCAGAACCACCUAAUCGGUUUAGUCUGACCACUAUUGUUUAAUAUAAUCAAGGAAAGAAACGAUUUUAUACAUGUCACAUGUGUUCAUCGAUUAUCUGUUGUAACCUGUAGAGAGGGGAGGCAAGCCAGUUGGGGUUAUGUUCUCCUGUCUUCUUGCUACUAUGUUUCUGAGCCGUUGGGAAGACUACCAUGGCUGCUCCCAUGUUGCCAGGCCCAAUAUACAUGGACCCUGCAAGAAGCAGCAGCUUCACUUCAGCGAUGAAGGAAUUGGCCAUCUGCUGAACUAAUCCCUUCCAGGGCAACAACAUCGCUUGCAACAUGCUACUUUCCUAUACGCAGUUGCAAAAUCCAAACUUCCAACAUCUAGAUAUGUUUGAGGUCUUAUUGUGUAUGGGGCCAACCUAUGGAAUGUCAAAGUGCUCUCAACUUUCAGUUUAGAUACUUGCACUGGUGUAAUGUUUGCUUCCAGCAUAUACACAACUUUCCGUGUUUUUUGAUGGAAAGGUUUAUCUUGAUGUAUGUGUAUUACCUAUACAAUUUGCUGUUAAUCAAAUCAAGCUAGCACCUAGCUUUCAUGUAUCCUGCAGUUUGUUAUAUACCGUCUUAAGUCACUGUAUUAUCUGUAGAAAAUUGAUUGUUAACAAACUGCAGCUGAUAUCAGUGUAUUCCUUGUUUUUCCACUGAUAACGUCCUUUUGAAUAACAUUGAGAUGCAGCGCCUUGUGGUGUUCAGCACCCACGGAUGGGUGAUGAGGAGCUUGCUUCCAUCAGGUCUACCUAGGACGGAUAAAAAUGUUGUUUUGGUACUUUCUUUCUUGCAUCUCGCACUCCAUGACAGUGAUCUUUUUUAAAUCUGUGUAGAAUGUAAACACAACAAGCUCAAAAGUGAGUUUUCAGCAGGCUACUGUUGCAUGAUUAGAACAAGGCUCUGCCAUGUUAAAUCUAAAUAUCAUGGGUUUCUUACCUGCAUAUUUAAUAACAGAGUUGGCAAUGGAAGUCGAGGUGAUUAAUUAUAUGUUUGGAAAAAGGCCACAGCUUGGUAAGUUGGUCAUAUCAUCUUCAACUCGGGGAGUGCCUGUACUUUCUGAAGGAAUAUAAUGUAGUCCAACUAUGGUAGAUGUGAGAACAAAACUGUAACCUAUAAGUUCAGAACUACCUAACCUAAUAAUGUUACUGAACAGGAGUCCCAGAGAUAUAAACUUUAAGAGUUUCCUGAUUGAAGUUGCAUUGAUUAUUGCCAGAAAUUCAAGCUAUGCAAUCUACUUUUAGUAUGCACGUGUCUUAUUGAGGCAAACAGCGAAGAGAUUAAACAUAGGCUGUAUUUUUUUGGAAUUUUAUCUGUCAUGUGCUCUCAGAAUUUUCACAUAAAAGCUUGAAGAAAAACUCUGAUUGAAUGCUCCCCACUGGAAACUCGGUUGUUAAUUUUGUAGAAGUACAUUCAGACCAUAGGAGUUUCAGACUUACUGAUGUCCUGAUUAAACAUACAAUAUUGGGAUGAGGUUUCACCAUUCAGAAUCAGGAAAUUUCUACCAUCAGCUUCUUAGGUUUUCGUUGUUACUUGUGCUGGUCCAAGUAACGCUUCAACUGAAGCUUUUCAGCAGUUAUAUUACUUUUCAUUGCAUAUAAUUUUCUAGCAAGUUAAAGUUUUAUAAUGAAUAAAUUCAUAUUAAUCUAUCUCAUUUGUUCCUUCUGCACAUUUCUACAGUUGUGGCGGUCUUGCAUCAGUCGCCGUGACUAAGGCUAGAAAGCCAGUGAUACUUGGAAGUAUUCAAAUGAUAAUGUCGACCGAUUGACCACAUGUUGAGAUAUUGGUUCUACCAUUCAGGUUUUCAACCUUCAACAUAUAGCACAUGUGUUGUGUUGCUGUCCCAUGUCCCGAGAUGGACCAGCGAAAUAAUCUCCAUGUUUGUAUUACUAACGCAUGAGCACCUCCGAUGUGUUGUCCUUAGGACAAUCUGGCAUGUGAGAUCGAAAGCAAGCUACAAUGCAAUUUGUGCAGGGGUUCAUGAACUCAGGAUCAUAAGUAAUCAUAAGAGGAGUCAUGGGGUAUGAUGAGCUACACGUGUACGUCAUAUAUAAGAUAGAUUCAGCUAAUAUAAUGCAACUGUGGGGAAGAACUAACGAUCGGUAGCGAGUCUGCUCUGACACUUUGAUUUGGAACAACCAAGACUUAAUUUGUAACUGAUUUAUAUAUUUCUUUCUUUAAAAACUGAUUUUUCUAUUUCUGCAAAA
Molecule: messenger RNA, 5102 nt
Organism: Lolium perenne
Lineage: Eukaryota; Viridiplantae; Streptophyta; Magnoliopsida; Poales; Poaceae
Source: RefSeq, a predicted model, not a curated record